GUUUAUCUGGCUAUAUUGAGAAAUGUCUUAAUGUAUCCAGACAAACCUCACUGUAACUUCCAAACUACUCACUAUAUUUCGAUGAUUGAAAGGUUUCCAAGUUUUAAUUUAACUCUUCUACGUGCUCUUAGCCCGGUUUUAAAUUUUAAGAAGUAUUUUAAAAAAAUUCCAUCUAAAAGUAAUUUUUUCGUGUUUUCGAAAAUUAUUUAAACGAAACGAAUUACUUUUAGAUGGAUUUUUUUUCAAAUCCUAGUUUGAUUUGAAAAUGAGUUUGAGAACCACUUAGAUUAGAUAAAUUAUUAAAUAUUAUUUUUAAAUGUUUUUUUUAAUCUUAAAUAUUUAUUUAUUUUAAAUAGAUUGUAUGUGAUGCGAAUCAGCGCAUAACUGAUGUUGUGGCACGUUGGAGAGGAUCUGCACAUGAUUCUCGAAUAUGGAGAGAAUCGUCUAUUUGCAGCCGCUUACAAAGCAUGGAUUUGCAAGGAGGAGUUAUUCUUGCUGAUGGUGGGUACCCUGCUUCAAAAAUAUUGCUGACACCUUUUAGAGUGUCUGCAUCACUCUCCGAACCAGAGAGGCGAUAUAAUAUAGCCCAUAUACAUACAAGAAAUCACAUUGAACGCUUGUUUGGGCAGCUGAAAAAUAAAUUUCGAUGCUGCUUCAAUGGUAUUCAGCUCAAUUACGAGACUUCCAAGGCCUCUAUAGUAGCUAUAUGCAUUUUACACAACAUAUCAAAGAACUUUUCAAAUGUGGUAUUUGUAGAUGACUCUUCUCCAGCAAGCAUCUCCGAUGAAGUAUUUGAGUCUGAUGAUGGAAAUGGUGAUGACUUGGUUGUGCUGCCAGGUAGAAGAUUAACUGGACGAUUUUAUCGAUCACAGUUUAUACUCAAACAUUUUACGUAAAUAAAAUAAACCAUGCAAAAAUAAAACAUAAAUUAA
This is a messenger RNA of Eupeodes corollae, 932 nucleotides long. Its product is annotated as putative nuclease HARBI1. Bases 468 to 896 code for a protein of 142 amino acids. Lineage: Eukaryota; Metazoa; Arthropoda; Insecta; Diptera; Syrphidae. The transcript has 2 exons. The record is from RefSeq and is a predicted model, not a curated record.